AGACGCUUUUACUGUUUUUUUGAUGGGACACUAGGUCCGCUGUUGGCCGGAGAUGAUUGGAGGUCGCUCCUGUUAGCUCCAGGGUCCCAGAGCCAUGCGAUCCCACGAGCCUGAAGGUUACCAACAGGACCGCUCGGAGCUCGUCCACUAGGAUGGGAGCUUAAUGUUAACAUGAUGGUCGACAAGGAGAUCCAGGGUCUCAGGGUCAUACUGCAUCUGUAUUAUCUGUUUACUUUAGGGAAGUGUCCGUUUUUAACAUUAUUAUUACAUCAUUAUACUCUAUUAUUAUACCCUCCGAUAGGAAACAAAACCUACACUGGACGAUGUGGAUCUGAGUUAAAAUCUGUCUUUUUGGUUGAUCACGCAAACUCAGGUCCCUCUUCCCUGCUAUAAACGAUGGCUGCUCAGGCGACCGAAUCGGACCAAAUCAAACAGUUCAAGGAGUUCCUGGGAACGUACAACAAGCUGACGGAGAACUGCUUCAUGGACUGUGUGAAGGACUUCACCACCAGAGACGUGAAGCCUGAGGAGACCAGCUGUUCUGAGAGUUGCCUCCAGAAGUACCUGAAGAUGACCCAGAGGAUCUCGCUGCGCUUCCAGGAGUACCACAUCCAGCAGAACGAGGCGCUGGCAGCCAAGGCCGGCCUGCUGAUUCAGCCCCACUAGGGUUCCUUCGCUCGGCCCCAGCUCAGCCACCCCCCCAUCCACCAGGAGGACUCCGGCGCUGGUCUCGGGGGUCCGGCACCAUUUCAGUUCCAUCACGUUCUCAUCUUGCCUGAGACCCCAGGAACUGUUCUGCCACAAGCUGUAGGAGCGCUCUGAAAGGAGAGCUGCCUAUUGGUUGAAGUCACUCUCCCUCCCCCAUCCCCCCACAGGGUUUGGUGUCACCGGAGCAUUCAUUUCCUCUUUGUACAGGAAGCGUGUGACCAAGGCCUGGGACUUUUGUUUACGUUCAGGAUUAUUCUGUGUGUCUUGUUUAAAAUAAAUGUUACUUCAGUUAAACAGAUCUUGCUUUCCUAACUGAAGAUAAACUUGUUCUAGAUGUGAACAGCUGCUAGGGAUGCUAGCGGCUGGGGUCGGGUUUUGCUUCCGCAAUACUAUAAAAAAAGAAAUUAUGGCAACAACGGUUCCGUCCUACAGAGGGCGCUACAGCGCAGGGUGAGUUUGCAUCAACUAUGUUCCGGUAAAGAAAUAUACAAAUUAAAUGUCCCGACACCGCCUGUCUGUAUAAUCGUAACAAUUCAACAUAGAAUACAUAUAGUAC
Molecule: messenger RNA, 1264 nt
Organism: Gadus chalcogrammus (walleye pollock)
Lineage: Eukaryota; Metazoa; Chordata; Actinopteri; Gadiformes; Gadidae
Gene: timm9
Product: translocase of inner mitochondrial membrane 9 homolog
Exons: 4
Coding region: 397-666 (89 amino acids)
Source: RefSeq, a predicted model, not a curated record